AUGAAUAAUUACAAUCAAGUAACGCCCUUGAAGCUUGGCGGAGGUACGCGGGCGCGGGCCCGUGGCGAUGCAGCAAUAGCAGCAGGUACUGGCAGCCGUGGUGCGGCGAGCGAGGCGGGAAGCCAGAGCUGUAUGUACAGUGGCAAGCCCGAUGAGCCGUACCCUACCAGCAAGGGUUGCAGCGGGCUCCCAGAAAACCAUCACAGUAGUUUCGUGCUGCUACCGCAGUAUCACAAAGGUGGAGCGGGCCUUCCGCAGCCGAAUAGCACGGGCACGCUGGGCGUUCCCGUUAACUUAUACGUACCCGACUACAGUCUGUUCUUCGGGGCGCAGAAUGCAUCUUGCGACAAACCGCAGAGCUUGAUAAACUGGAUCGACCGACAAUACGCACGGGGGAUGAGAGAGAAGUUCGGCCAAGCGAAGAUGGCGACGUUUGUCGAUCAGGCAAGCAAGCUGGUAUCGCGGGCGUAUGCGGCCGGCAAAGUGUGGCAGAACGACUGGCUGCGGCAGCCGGACGUUCCUGUAUUUAACCGGGGCAGCAAUGUGCGCCCGAUGCAGCUUGUGUGCGAGAUUGGGACGUCUUCGGUGGGCCGCAAGCGGAACUCAAGCUCGUCUGCGGAGACGCUCGGGCGGGGGCCUUCCUGGGAUGGAAGUGACUUGCAUAGUAAUACGACCGUGACCUUAGGAAAACAGGUCGACUCCUCCCAGGCGAAGGGGAAGAAGCGGAAGGCACUCUCUGAGCAAGACCGCAAGAGGCUGCGGUUAGAGCGCUUUGCAUCCAACUCUGAUGCUGCGAAGCGUACCAGGCGUUCGGAUGACGAGGACUACUCUAACUUGAACGCUACCAGCAACCAUUCCUACAAAUUCGAUAAGAACCGUCCUGUUGUUGGGCGUUGUAGAACCUUGGAGAAGAGAUAUCUUAGACUAACGAGCGAACCUGACCCGGAAAAGGUCCGCCCUCUUGAUGUCUUAGAGAAGGCAUACGAAUUCAUCAUGAACAAGUACCGUAGCAAGGAAGCAACAUACCCCUAUGUAUGCGACCAGUUCAAGUCAAUGCGGCAGGAUUUGAAGGUGCAGAUUAUCGAGAAUGACUUCACGCUAAAAGUAUACCAGACGCAUGCCCGUAUAGCUCUAGUUAACGGCGACCUAGGUGAGUAUAACCAAUGUCAGGGGAGUAUCAUGGAACUCUACGAGCGCGAUAAUGUGGCCAAGCACCAUUUCUCCGAGUUUAUGAGCUAUCGGAUCCUGUACUAUCUUCUCACAGAAGAUCAUGCUGCGAUUGAUGAGCUGCGAUUAAAAAUACUAACGGAGCACGUAGACCAAUCUGCCGACACGACGAUACGCUUGGCCUUUGAAAUGGCACAGGCACAGGCACAAGGAGACUAUCACACUUUUAUGAAACUGUACGCACAGACUGUGGGCCCGAUGCGGGCACUAGUGAACGAGUUUAUUAAGCGCGAACGCCUGAGAGCGCUAAAAACAAUGUGCAGUGCGUACAAGCAGUUGAGAUUAACUUUUUUAGUUUCGGAGCUAAGUUUAAAGGAUGAGGACGAGACCUUCAAGUUUCUGAACGACUUUGAUUUAUUUAAUUCAGUCGUCCUGCCUGAAGGCGACGCCGACACAAUGUAUUUGAACUUCAAAGAAUGUCGUGCCAAAAUUAUGGACCACUACAACAAGUCCAUGAAGGUCGACAUAAAAGGCCAAAAGUGA
This is a messenger RNA of Eremothecium gossypii ATCC 10895, 1710 nucleotides long. RefSeq names its product Thp3p (gene THP3). Lineage: Eukaryota; Fungi; Ascomycota; Saccharomycetes; Saccharomycetales; Saccharomycetaceae. The coding region runs from base 1 to 1710 and encodes 569 amino acids. The record is from RefSeq and is marked provisional. The transcript has a single exon. Gene Ontology annotation, cellular component: nucleus.